AUGAGCAAACCUAAAUUUUUACUAUAAUUUGCUAGAAAAGAAGCAAAAUAACAAGAGGAGAAACUUUUAGAGGUUGAGGCAAUGGAUAAUGUUGAAAAAGAAAUACAACUUUUGGAUAAUAAUGAGUAAAAUUCAAAUAAAUAAAUAGUGUAUGGAAAUAGAAGUCACUCAAGAUAAUUUAUAAAGUGGUUAUUUUCAUAACAAAAAUGAGGCACUUCUCAACUUAAUACAGGUUUAAGAUUUUGAAUAAGGAUAUCUUUUAUUUAAUACACGAUCUAAGUAGUUCAUUUUAGUAUUAUUUAUAUAAUCGCCUUUUGGAUACGAUACCAACUAAAGUAUGAUAUAAAUAAAAUAAAUUUUAGUUUGGAGAGAUAAAAUAUGAAGGGAAAUAAAAAAAUGUAUUUUGGUGGAAAAUAUGGGCUUUUCUUAAGAGUAAUUAAACAGUUCUUUUGCCAGCAGAUAAAUUUCUUUUUGCUUGGGAUGUAAUAUUAAUGCUUGUAACAAUUGUUAACAUUCUUUAUGUUCCUCUUUAAUUGUCUUUUGAUUUGAAUAAGGAAUAAAUAGGAAAUGCUUAUCUAUUAUUUAGUACGUUGCCAAGUUGUGUAUUUUUGAUUGAAUUAAUUCUAAAUUUUUUUAAGGGUUAUUAUGCAAGAGGAAUACUUCAUACUUCAAAGACAGAUAUAUUUUGGCAUUACAUAAAGGGUGAAUUCUUCCUUGAUUUAACAGUUGUAUUGCCAUUCAUAUUAUCAUGGUUUGGAUAUUAAUUUGCAAACUACUUGAUGUUAAUAAGAAUGACUAAAGUUAGAAGGACAAUGGUCGUGAUUGAAGAAAUUUCAAAUUUCAAAGAAAAAACAGCUGUUAUCUAUUCUCUUUUUUGUUUGAUCUACUCCUUAUUAUUAAUAUCUCAUUUUUGUGCUUGUUUAUUUCAUUAUUUUGCAGUUUUGGAAGUUGAUUUUGGUUAUUCACAUACAUGGUUACAUUAAUAAGAUAUUUAUGAAGCUAAUGCAUAUGUGAAAUAUUUUACAUCACUUUAUUGGGUAACUAUAACAUCAAUGACAGUUGGAUAUGGGGAUAUAAUACCAGUUACUAUUCCAGAAAAGAUAUUAGUAACAUGUUUUACUUUUGUGGUUGUUGGAACGUUUGGUUAUGCGUUAGGAAUGAUUUAAAGCAUUUUUUAUAAACUGGCUGAAUAAUAGAAUAUUAAUAAUUCGAAACUUAGACUUGUAAGCAAUCAUAUUAUGUAAAGAGGAUUGAAUACUUAACUGUAGUUUCGAGUAAGAAAAUAUAUUGAAUAUUAUUUAUAAUUUAAAUAGGAGGAAGAAUUAGAUCUAGAUGAAUUAAUGGGAUAAUUGAAUCCGAAGUUAAAAUAAGAAGUUUAAAUUGCUAUGUAUUAUAGUUAUUUUAAACAUUCUAAACUAUUUGGAUCUAAUUUAUCAGAAGAAACUCUUAAAAAAUUGUGCUACUGUAUACAUGAAAAAACUUAUGCUCCAGAAGAAUUCAUUAUUAAGAAAGAUGAUCAUCCAGAUAAGGUUUAUAUACUUUUAACUGGUAAGGUCAAAUCUGUUUUAUUAGAUAGAACAAUAAAAAGAUAUACAAGUGGAAAACUAUUUUGCGAAAGAGAAUUCUUUUUUUAAGAUUACAUGUAAUUUGAUAUUGUAGCUUAAACGUUUGUUUAGGUUGCUUAUAUUAAUUAAAAUGAGUUUUUAUAAAUUUUAUAAAAGGAUAAAAGAUAAUAUGAAAAAUAUAGACUCUUACUAGAUAAGACUUAAUAUGGAGAUAAUUCUAAUCAAAUUAAAUGUGAGGCAUGUUCAAGUCAUCAUUAAUUCAAACAUUGUCCAUUAGUUUUUUUUAGAAAAAAUAAAAAUAAAAUAAUUUCUGUCUUCAAUAGUAGUAAUGACCAUUCAAGAUAACAAUUUAUUAGGUAAAGGAAGAGAAAGAGAUAUAAUUUGCUUCAUAUUAGAGAAAAAGCGUUAGAGUAAAUGCUUUAACAUUAAAAAUCAAUUCCUUAAUUUGACAAUAAAUUAUUAAUAAGGUUAGGAUUUCCAAAAUUAGAAGAUGAAGAUUGUGAUUUACCUGAAUAAACAAUUGGAUUACAUUCUCAUUAAUAAUCUCUCAAUUAACAAGAUAUCAAAAGUUUGUUUAGAAAUAAGUUGUUUUAAUAAGUAAGUAAUAGAAGUCUUUUAAUACCAAAUAAUUCUAUAAACAAUUAAUUUAAUUAUGCUAAUAGUUAAUUUAACAAUUAAAAUAAUAAUAAUGAAAAUUAAGAAGAGUAUCAUCCUCAAUAUAUUAAUAAUGAUAUUAAUAUUGAUAAAGUCACAGAAUUUGAAAAAUACUAUCCUCAUUUCAAUAUUACUAAAGUAUCUAAGUUAAUAAAUAAUUCUCAUGUUUAUAAUAAAGUCUUAUAAAAGAUUAGAGAUCAUAAAAACAAAUUUGCAUAGUAUAUUGCUAGGUAAAUAAUGUAUAAAAUUAUAUGA
Molecule: messenger RNA, 2474 nt
Organism: Paramecium sonneborni
Lineage: Eukaryota; Ciliophora; Oligohymenophorea; Peniculida; Parameciidae
Source: the annotation of a GenBank genome assembly